UCCUAUCUGAUCAACGUGAGUGUUUUACUUGGCUUAGAUCUGAAAUGCUCACGCCUUUCGAACGUCUCGCUCACAAAUUCUCUUCUCCGUGUUUUCGCAGAUCUCCCUCCACAAGACAAACCAGGCCUUUGGCCCGGCUCAGCUGAGCUUGAAGAAGGAGGAGUACCACUGGUUCCAGAGGUUCCUGGCGCUGCGGGAACACCUGGUGGGCGGGCCGGAGGCGGUGUACUUCUUCUACACGUCGACACCCAACCCCUGCAAGAAUUUAAACAAUUACUUCCAGGGAGCUUGGGUGUCGAUGGGACUCCCCGGCAAGCCCACCUUCACAGACAUCCGCACCUCCAUCGCCACCCACGCUAGGAACACCCACAACUCGGACAACCGGCAGAAAGUGGCCAAAUUUAUGUGCCACGACACCUCCACGGCCGAUAAAUUUUACGCAAUGAACCUCAGUUCAAAGCAGGCCGUGGAGCACCGCCGGUUGUUCGAGGAGGCGUUGGUGGGGGUGGAGGUGUCGCCGUCUAAGCCGGCCGAGGAGAGGCAGCCAUUGAAGAGGCGGGCCAAGUCCAAACACGGCGGGAAGGCGAAACGUGCAAAGAGGGCCGCCUCUCCGCCAGACUCCCCGCCGUCGACGAGCGACUCCGAGGAGGAGGCCGUGCGCUAUCAGGAGUCGGGGGUGUCCUCGCUCGAGUCUCCCUCGAGCUUGGAAGAGUACCCCACCCACCUCGAGCACGAGAGCUCGGUGGCAGACCCCUCCUCCUCCUCCGAGCCGCGGGGUCGUCCCCUCGGCCGGCUGAGUCUCCAGAACACGCAGCCCAGGAACCGGCCACCUCCGAGCCAGACUCCUCAGAGCCCGCCGCCCCAGAGCCCGCCGCCUCAGAGCCCGCCACGUCCGAGCCGGCAGCCUCCGAGCUGGCAGCCCCCGAGCCGGCAGCACGGCCUAAAAGACCUGUCAGGACCACCAGGAGGAAACCCAUGGUGGUCCUGUCACCUCUGAAGGUGUUACCGGCGAAGGGGUCGCCGGUGAGGAGGCCAAGUCCCUCUUAUCAGCUGACCGGCUUGGCCAAAGCAAGCCGUGCGCGGGCAAAGGUGCAGCGGGCACUGAGGGAAAUGAAGAAGUGAGCAAUUGACUUUUUUGUGUGUUGAUUUGUUGUAUUUUGUGUUUUAAUCAGUUCCAAUAUUCCAAAAAUUUGUAUUUAAUCAGUUCCAAUAAUGUGUUUUUAAUCAGUUCUAAUAAUGUGUAUUUAAUCAGUUCCAAUAAUGUGUUUUAAUCAGUUCUAAUAAUGUGUAUUUAAUCAGUUAAUAUAAUGUGUUUUUAAUCAGUUCUAAUAAUGUGUUUUUAAUCAGUUCUAAUAAUGUGUUUUUAAUCAGUUAAUAUAAUGUGU
Misgurnus anguillicaudatus (oriental weatherfish) is the source of this 1385-nucleotide messenger RNA. The record is from RefSeq and is a predicted model, not a curated record. NCBI's taxonomy places the organism in Eukaryota, Metazoa, Chordata, Actinopteri, Cypriniformes, Cobitidae.